Molecule: messenger RNA, 1342 nt
Organism: Drosophila busckii
Lineage: Eukaryota; Metazoa; Arthropoda; Insecta; Diptera; Drosophilidae
Gene: mRpS29
Product: 28S ribosomal protein S29, mitochondrial
Exons: 1
Coding region: 75-1259 (394 amino acids)
Biological process (GO): apoptotic process
Cellular component (GO): mitochondrial ribosome; mitochondrial small ribosomal subunit
Molecular function (GO): structural constituent of ribosome
Source: RefSeq, a predicted model, not a curated record
GUGCUCUAUCAGCUGUUAGCUGUUAUUUAAUACAUGCUUUUACACAUUCUUGUGCCGAUUUUAUAAAUUUGUUAAUGAAAAUGUUCCGCAACCAAUUGGGCAAUCUGUCGCGUGUAUCUUCGCAGCUGCAGCGCAUAAGCCGUGUGGAAUUGAUGUCCACAGAAGUCCAGCCGGCAGAAUCAGCCAACUCGGUUAUCAAUGAGUUCCGUACGGCAGUAACAAGCCCCGGUGAGCACUCGGCGCUGCAACUGGCUAAAUUCUACAAAAUACCCGCGGAAGAGAAAAAACAAAUCUUUGCCGGUGGCGGUCUGCCCAAGCAGUAUGAGCAACAAAUAAAAACCUUUACGGAGGCAUGCCUCAUGGUGCGGCAACCGGCGCUGGAGUUGCUUAACUAUAUAAAAAAUGCAGAUCUGAGCAAGCCAGCAGUGCGUUAUGUUAUCUAUGGAGACAAUGGUGUGGGCAAGACGCUAACGAUGGCACACGUACUGCACUAUGGAUCGUUGAACGACUUUUUGCUGGUACAUGUGCCCUGGGCGCCCAACUGGACCAAGCGCCCCAAGGAGUCUACCAAUUCGAGCACACAAGAAGGCUUCAUUGACUUGCCUUUCGAUGCUGCCGCGUGGCUGGUGCACUUUAAAACGCAAAACGCCAAGCUCCUGCAGAAAUUACAGCUGAAGACAUCCAAGGAAUACGUGUGGAGCAAACGUGAAAGCACGCCGGCCGGUGCAACGCUUGUCGAGCUUAUUGAGCAUGGCAUUGCGCGCAUUAAGUACGCUACGGAGACGACGGCAGCGCUUAUUUCAGAGCUGAAACUGCUUUCUACGGGUGGACAAUGCAAGGUACUGGUAGCCAUUGAUGGCUUCAAUGCCUUCUUUCAUCCAAUUACGCGCAUCUUCUCUGACAACAAGCAACUCGUUACACCAGAUCGCAUUACGUUAACGCAACCUUUUCUGGAUAUAACCAAGUACGACUGGACCAAUGGCAUUUGUGUGCUGUCCGUGGAUAAGAUAGCCAUGACCGAGGGCUAUAUGGACUCUUAUAUGCCACGUUAUCUGCUGGGCAAGACGGGCUUUGAGCAUCUCGAUCCGUUUGUGCCCGUGCAUGUGACUAACUACACGGAUAAGGAGUUCUUAAGCUGCAUUAAUUAUUAUAUGGAUCGUCACUGGAUUACAAAAACGCAGCCCGGCUUUGAGGAGCAGCUAAAGUUUAUGAGCAAUCAUAAUCCUUAUACGCUAAUGCAAAUUGUACGUGGGCUGUAAUUAAGCGUGAUGCUGCCUGUUGCUUGUAGUUAAAGUUGUGAAAAUUAAUUUAAUUAAAAAUAAACACGAAAAUUAAAAAAUCA